CUGGGGGAUCAUCAUCUACUGGGCAACACCCCUAGUUUUGCGGUUCUUUCACGAGCGCCAUAGAUAAUGAUGCGUCCGUGGGUGAGCGUGGUGCUGCUGCUGGUGGCGUGCUGGUGCCUGGGUGCGCUGGUGCACGGCCAGACCUUCCAGUACUCGCACGGCUGGACCAACGGCCGCAAGAGAGCCGGCUCCAGCUCCGCCCCCGGCGCCCUGCUGCCCCCCGGCCGCCUCCCGCCUCCAGCUGCCGCCUCCGACAUGGACGCACAGCCGUGUCGCGUGCGAUGCCUGCGCCUGCUGCUUCAGGGAGGCGCAGUCCCUCAGCUGUACGUGCCGCCCGAGCUGUGGCAGCAGGUGGACGAGGAGGGCGACAACAUGGCGGCGCGCCAGCGCGGGGGCGGCGCCCGCCUCCGGCAUGCACUUCCACCCCCAGGGGCGGCUGCCGCCGUCGACUCUGACGAGGACAUGUGAUGCCGCGCAAGUACGCCCGCCUCCACGCUACAGCAGCAGUACCACCGUUCAGCUACACGCUUCACUUCUCGACUGACACGCUGAUCUCUAUUUCUGUCCAGUAUGUGUUCUCAUGUAUCGAUUUUUAAUGAAAAUAAAGGCCCUUUCUUUACACAACUA
This is a messenger RNA of Schistocerca americana (American grasshopper), 627 nucleotides long. Its product is annotated as pro-corazonin-like. NCBI's taxonomy places the organism in Eukaryota, Metazoa, Arthropoda, Insecta, Orthoptera, Acrididae. Gene Ontology annotation, molecular function: corazonin receptor binding. Gene Ontology annotation, biological process: positive regulation of heart contraction. The transcript has 3 exons. The coding region runs from base 67 to 468 and encodes 133 amino acids. The record is from RefSeq and is a predicted model, not a curated record.